UUCAUUAACCUCACCAACACGACUUCGUCGGCAACAUAUAAGCAAACAACCCUGAGCUCCUCAUAUUUUCCAUAAUAAUUCCAAUUCCAUCUUUCCUUUUACUUUUUCCACAUAAAAAAGUUGAACAUCUCCUUUUACAAUACACAGCAUCAGGCUGUAAGUAAUACUACUUAACUCGUGUGGUUGGCAGCUGACACCUAAUUUUGAGAGAGAGAGCAAAAAAUUUUCCUCAGAUCUGGCGCUGCGAUCAAAAUUCGGUCUUUACACUCACGAAAAAUGUAAUCUUGAGGUUUGGUUUUGAAUUUGUGUGUAAAACUCUGUUUCUGUUGCUGGGAAUGGGGAUCUGUUUGAGCAACCAGAUAAAGGCCGAGAGCCCUUUUUCUACUGGCACAGGUGCAACUUCUUCGAAAAUGAUAAGUGGAGAUGGGACGGAGCUAAGCAAUUCGAGCAGCAAGAGGUCCUCUGCAUCCGUACCUCCAACUCCUCGGAGUGAAGGUGAGAUUCUGCAGUCCUCCAACGUGAAAAACUUUGCAUUCAGCGAUCUAAAGGCGGCCACGCGAAACUUUCGCCCGGACAGCGUGUUGGGGGAAGGAGGCUUUGGUUCUGUUUUCAAAGGAUGGAUUGAUGAGCAUUCUCUGGCAGCUUCAAAGCCUGGUUCUAGCAUGGUGGUUGCUGUUAAAAGGCUUAACCAAGAGGGCUGGCAAGGCCACAAGGAAUGGUUGGCUGAAAUCAACUAUCUAGGGCAGUUGCGUCAUCCCAAUCUUGUGAAAUUAAUCGGUUAUUGCUUAGAGGAUGACCACAGACUUCUCGUAUACGAGUUCAUGCCAAAGGGUAGCAUGGAGAAUCAUCUAUUCAGAAGAGGAUCUUACUUCCAGCCGCUUUCUUGGAGCCUAAGAGUGAAAAUUGCGUUGGGUGCCGCAAGGGGCCUUGCCUUCCUUCAUAAUGCAGAAACAAAAGUGAUCUACCGGGACUUCAAGACUUCUAAUAUCUUGCUUGAUUCGAACUACAAUGCCAAACUCUCUGAUUUUGGAUUGGCCAGAGAUGGGCCAACAGGCGACAAGAGUCAUGUCUCCACUCGAGUCAUGGGUACUUACGGAUAUGCUGCUCCCGAGUAUCUAUCCACAGGCCAUUUAACCACGAAGAGCGAUGUAUACAGCUUUGGAGUGGUGCUCCUGGAGAUUCUAACCGGUAAAAAAGCAAUAGACAAGAACCGCCCCACGGGAGAGCAUAAUCUGGUGGAGUGGGCAAAGCCUUACCUGACAAACAAGCGCAGAAUGUUCCGUCUGAUUGAUAGCCGCAUUGAAGGGCAGUAUACAGUUGAUCUAGCCGUGAAGGCAGCCACCCUUGCUUACCAAUGCAUAUCUAUGGAUCCCAGAGCUAGGCCUGAUAUGAAUGAGGUGAUAACAGCCCUGGAACAGCUUCACGACUCAAGGGACGCCAAUAAGAAGGACAAAGAUCACGCCCUGAAUAGGAAACGCCAAUCAAAUUCAAAUACCGAACCUAAGUCCUGCAAGAGCAAGACCACUGCUGGAGGAGGGCGCCCAGCGUCUGCUUAUCCGAGACCUGCUCUUUACGCAUAGACGUCUUAGUUAUACUUGCCUGUAAGCAAGCAAGCAACAAACACUCUCUGGUUGCCCCUUUUUUUCUGAAGAUUGUACAUAUUCUUUUUUUGGGUAUUCUGUAAUGCAUGUAUUGGUGUAGCCUUCACAGUUUUGAGAUUCUUGUGGUUGAUGAUAUACAUGCUGCUGUAAUAUUCAAAUGGAGUAUCUUUUAUGUGUA
This is a messenger RNA of Salvia hispanica, 1779 nucleotides long. Its product is annotated as putative serine/threonine-protein kinase PBL11. NCBI's taxonomy places the organism in Eukaryota, Viridiplantae, Streptophyta, Magnoliopsida, Lamiales, Lamiaceae. The record is from RefSeq and is a predicted model, not a curated record. Gene Ontology annotation, biological process: protein phosphorylation. Gene Ontology annotation, molecular function: ATP binding; protein kinase activity.